AUGGUGGUCGGAGGACCUACAAUCACCCUGUCCAACGGCACAAAGAUGCCACAAGUUGGGCUAGGAACUUGGCAGUCUAAACCUGAAGAGGUCAAGGCAGCUGUAAAAACUGCUGUAGAGGCAGGAUAUCGUCUAAUUGACACGGCUACUUGCUACGAAAAUGAGAGCGCUAUCGGCGACGCUAUCAAAGAGUUGAUUCAAGAAGGAAAAGUCACUCGAGAGGAGCUCUUCAUUACCACCAAGUUGUGGCUCACCCAUUUGCAUCCUGACGACACCGAAACUGGAAUUCGCGAGAUCACUUGGUCGCCUUCAGCUAGACUACGUCGACCUUUACCUUGCACAUUUUCCGACCAUGAUAUGACUGAACAAAAUCCUUCGGUAACCGUUCAAGACAUUUGGCGUGGUUUGGAAGGUGUGUACAAAAAAGGAUUGACAAAGCAGCGAUCGGUGUGUCGAACUGGAACGGAGAACAGAUCGAGCGUGUUCUCAAGACCGCAAAGUUGCAAUCUUAACCUGAUCAGGUUCUCGUUUAUGAGCGUUGGCGCGAUCCGAUUUGUCGUUGUCCAGGAUCUUAAUUUCUUUGUUAUUCAGAGUUGCAGCUCGUACGUUCUAUGUGGCCUCAAGCAU
This is a messenger RNA of Ostertagia ostertagi, 627 nucleotides long. Lineage: Eukaryota; Metazoa; Nematoda; Chromadorea; Rhabditida; Trichostrongylidae. The record is from the annotation of a GenBank genome assembly.